GCACCACCGUGACUGCAGUAUUAUAAUAGCAUAUCCAUCUUUCCUUUCGCUCUUUCACUACCAUCCAUAUCUUCUUCGUAUAACCAUGGAUUCGUCUUCUCGUAUGGAUCAGGGUCUCCAUUCCGCAUCCUCACACCCACCCGACAGAAGAUCCAGUUCAUCAUCGCCUUCGCUCCCAGAAAUUCCACCUCCAGAGCUGGAUCUCACGUUCUCACUUGACUCCAUCUUGAACUCAUCCGAUAAAUCAAAGCCAAACCCAGAGUGUUCGGGAACGGUCAAUCACGGUAUUUCAUUCUGCAGAGUUGAGAAAGUGCAGAAACGGGCAAGUAAUGUAUUCAAACUGACGCAGGAGAAUGAGAAGCUGAAAGAGGAGCUGAGAGCAAUGACGGCGAGAUUAGAGGCUGCAGAGCGGAAACGAGCAGAGCUGGCUGCAAAACAGGCUCACGGUCAACCACAAUCUUUCAAGGCAGAUGGCCGUUUUUGAUUUCACGUCGCGCUAAACGUUCUGGCCUACCAUAUUCCAAGUCUGCCUUCGAAUUCGCCACCGCAAAUAGCUACAGUUUAAACCUUUCUUUUUAUAAUACCCCGCACAUUCCUUUUCGACUGUCCUGUUGUUUCUACACACGAUUCGGCAUCGUUGCGCUUUCUUACUUUCUUCGGUGGACAUGCGUUUAAUAUCUUGAUGCAUUUGACUAUCGAUAUAGCAAUGAUUAUCGUGUUGCUGUCUGAUAUUAGAUGUACAGUCGGCUGAGGUGUAGCCGCAUCCAAGAUUUGAAACUAAUCUCAUUGCAAUAACAAAGU
Molecule: messenger RNA, 801 nt
Organism: Serpula lacrymans var. lacrymans S7.9
Lineage: Eukaryota; Fungi; Basidiomycota; Agaricomycetes; Boletales; Serpulaceae
Exons: 3
Coding region: 86-484 (132 amino acids)
Source: RefSeq, a predicted model, not a curated record